UUCUUGCCCUGGUUGACCCUACGGCCGUCAUAUAUCUCCAAUUGUUGGAUCGAAACGCCUCGCGCGUCCUUCGACUCAUCUCCCUCCAUCUCAGUCGCGUCGCGGCGCAUCUGCCACCAUGUCCGAAUACAGUUCCCUCAAGGUCCCGGAACUGAAGAAAUUGCUCCAGGAAAAGUCACUUCCUGUUACCGGUAAUAAGGCGGACCUGAUCGCACGGCUCCAGGAGCACGACAAGGCCAAUGCUGCACCCGCUCGCGAGAACGAGGACGAGAUUGAUUAUAGUGACGAUGAAGUCCCCGCUACUACACAGUCUGUCGAGCCUACCAAGCCCGAGGAACCGGCUGAAGCCGUCGCGCCUGUUCCUGUAGCCCCUCCUGUCGAAGAGAAGAAGCAACCAGCCGAGCCUGCUGAACCGGUCGAGUCUGUGAAGGAUGCUGCCGCCGAUCCUGCCACGGUGACCGAUGAACCGGCCGAGGCUGCACCAGAAGACCCGGCUGCCCCAGAGGCUCCCAAGACUGAUUUUUCUGCCCAUCUUCCCGCUUCCACCGUAAAUGACGAGGCGCGCAAGCGCGCCGAGCGAGCCAAACGCUUUGGUCUUGUCGAGGAUGAGGAGGAGAAGAGAAAGACGGCACGUGUCGAGCGCUUCGGCGUCGACGAGUCGUCCCUGGUCCAGGGCCUAGACGCUGCCCUUCCCGAGAGGCGGCCUGCUAAGCGAGGCCGGGAGGGAGCCAACGCGGAUGCUGACCGGGGCGCGAAGCGGCAAAAUCCCGGUGCUCGACAGCGAGGCAGGGGCCGUUUCCGCCAGGCCGGAGGCAGCAGACCUGGCGUCGUCGUCAGGAAGGAGGGAAAGCCGAACGCACCCAGAGGAAAAGUAAUCCUGGACGACCCGACCGAGAGGGCGAAGGCCGAGGCACGGGCGAAACGUUUCGGCGGCGCCUAGAGGCACAGGCGGUGGUAGGUCGUGUUGUCCGGCCCGACCGAGAAGGGGCAAGAGCACAAGAACGAGUUGGUGUUGGGUCUCCUGUAGAGAGGGCCGCUAUCCCUUCUCAAUUUCCUAGGUUGAUAUCGAGAGUCGACACGUCGGGCGAUUCGAUCUGGGGACCAAGUCCGAGGACGCUAUCGGCUACCAUCCACGACUUUUCCCGGUUUCCUCUGUACACUAUAGUUGGCCUUUUUCUUUGCGCCUCGCGCAGUAUGACCAUGCGCUACCUACUUUUUCUACGCACACGGCUCGCGUUUGACCCCACACGACGUCGCCAUAUUCU
Molecule: messenger RNA, 1265 nt
Organism: Durotheca rogersii
Lineage: Eukaryota; Fungi; Ascomycota; Sordariomycetes; Xylariales; Xylariaceae
Exons: 2
Coding region: 119-940 (273 amino acids)
Biological process (GO): poly(A)+ mRNA export from nucleus
Cellular component (GO): nucleus
Source: RefSeq, a predicted model, not a curated record